AUGGUUGUUCGAAGUCUUGACACUAUGAAAGAUCCCUUUCAUCCAAGACAAGAUGAUGAAAUUAUCCUUGGUCCAGAAGUACCAUAUCUUAGUGCUAUUGGUGCCCUACUUUUUUUGGCACAGUGUACAAGACCAGACAUUGGAUUUGCAGUUAGCGUGUUGGCAAGAUAUAGCUCUGCUCCAACAUCACGUCAUUGGAAAGGCGUAAAAGACAUUUUACGCUACCUUCGUGGAUAUCUCUCUGAUCCGCAUAGAGGUCGCUCUCAAACAGGAUAUGUUUUUACUUGUGGAGACACUGCAAUUUCAUGGCGAUCAUCUAAGCAAACACUUGUGGCAACUUCCUCUAAUCAUUCAGAAAUAAUUGCAUUAUAUGAAGCUGGCCGAGAAUGUUUUUGGUUAAGAUCCAUGAUUCGCCAUAUUCGAAGCACUUGUGAUUUACCUUCAGUAACUGACAAUCCAAUUGUCAUGUACGAAGACAAUGCUGCUUGUAUUGCUCAGAUUAAAUAA
This is a messenger RNA of Rosa rugosa (rugosa rose), 507 nucleotides long. RefSeq names its product secreted RxLR effector protein 161-like. The record is from RefSeq and is a predicted model, not a curated record. NCBI's taxonomy places the organism in Eukaryota, Viridiplantae, Streptophyta, Magnoliopsida, Rosales, Rosaceae. Bases 1 to 507 code for a protein of 168 amino acids. The transcript is spliced from 2 exons.